AUGCACCAAUUGCUGUGGGUAGUAGAAUCCCAAGUGACGCUCUCGCUUCUUGAGCCCAACGUGUACCGAGCGGUCAUUGACGAUGUCAUCGAUGCCAUUAAGCCCGAAUUUGAAGAGUACGGCGUCCCAGAAGACGUUCUGGCAGAAUUGCAGAGGAAAUGGGAAGACAAAGUCAUUGCGUCACACGUCGCAGAAUUUGAGUCAGGACACCAGCCGCCUCAGCAACAGAUGCAGCAGCAGCAGCAGCAACCUCACUAUAACGUUCAACACCCUAUGCAUAUCGUACAAGGCCACCCCCACUAUGCCGCAGCUCCUUACGGUGGCGUUCCCAGUGUUAAGACAGAGCCUGUUGAUACCAGCAGGUACAUCCUCGCUGGCACUCCUGCGUACGCUCUCCCCCCCUUACCGGGACCCACGCUGGGCGGACUUCGAACGGGUCUUGGAGGCCAAACGAGCAUUCUCUCUUUUCCUCCCGGUCCGCCUUCCAUUCAGCCAACGAACGGCACUCCUUCCUCAGGCCAACCUGCUUCAGCUUCUACGACGCCCCGCAAAAUUCCUCAAGUAGACGGCCCCUCUGACGAUUCGGACGAUUCGGCGUCGCCGCCUCCGUUUGCUCCACGUUCCCAGCACCCGUCGUUACCGCAGCCGCAGUCCCAGUCCUCUACUUCGUCCGCACCAAACGAAUCUGAGGCUAUCAAUAGUGAUCUAGAUGACUCAGACACGGAAGCGGAAGAUGAUACGGAGGAUGGAAACGUGGGCGAUACGGAUAUUGUGUUUUGCACGUACGAUAAGGUUGCACGGGUGAAGAACAAGUGGAAGUGCAUCCUCAAAGACGGCAUGAUCCACAUUAACGGUAAAGAUUAUCUUUUUCAGAAGUGUACCGGAGAGUUUGAGUGGUAG
Molecule: messenger RNA, 900 nt
Organism: Guyanagaster necrorhizus
Lineage: Eukaryota; Fungi; Basidiomycota; Agaricomycetes; Agaricales; Physalacriaceae
Product: transcription factor IIA, alpha/beta subunit
Exons: 5
Coding region: 1-900 (299 amino acids)
Biological process (GO): transcription initiation at RNA polymerase II promoter; transcription by RNA polymerase II
Cellular component (GO): transcription factor TFIIA complex
Source: RefSeq, a predicted model, not a curated record